This is a messenger RNA of Nicotiana attenuata, 2132 nucleotides long. RefSeq names its product 5'-nucleotidase domain-containing protein DDB_G0275467. Bases 82 to 1743 code for a protein of 553 amino acids. Gene Ontology annotation, molecular function: 5'-nucleotidase activity. The transcript has 14 exons. The record is from RefSeq and is a predicted model, not a curated record. Lineage: Eukaryota; Viridiplantae; Streptophyta; Magnoliopsida; Solanales; Solanaceae.
CUAUUCAAUUAAAAAAAUACCAUCAAUUUCAGCAAUUCAUUUUCUCAAUUUCCAUGGUCUGCUGAAGGCGCCAUCUUUGCAAUGGCAUGCCUUCGCAGGCUCCGUUCUUCCCUUCUUAGGACGAGUUUUUCUCAUUAUGGAUGUAAAGAAGUUUUUCUUGGAAAUACAGGGUUUUCUCGUCGAUAUAGUAAUUUAGCGUGUUCAGAGCAGAAAAUAUUGAAGUUGGAGGACCAAGAUAAAUUGUUAGCAACUGCAAAUGAUCCAUUUUCUGAGGAAGAAAUCUUGAAAAUUAGGGAAGAAUACAAUGCUGCGAAGGAGAGGUUUCUAAAGAUUCCUGAUGCAUUGAAACAAAUGCCCAAAAUGAAUCCUAAAGGUGUAUAUGUUAAUAAGAACGUGCGGUUGGACAGCAUAGAAGUCUAUGGAUUCGACUAUGAUUACACGUUGGCGCAUUACUCCUCCAAUUUACAGAGCUUGAUUUAUGAUCUUGCUAAACAGCAUCUAGUUAGUGAGUUCAAAUAUCCUGAUACUUGCUUGGAAUUCAAGUAUGAUCCUAGUUUUCCCAUCAGAGGGUUAUACUAUGACAAAUCAAAGGGGUGUCUCAUGAAGUUAGACUUUUUUGGGUCAAUUGAGCUUGACGGAUGCUACUAUGGCAGGCGCAAGCUCAGCCAGGAAGAAAUAGAUGAGAUGUAUGGUACAAGACAUAUUGGCCGUGAUCAAGCGCGGGAACUAGUUUGUUUGAUGGAUUUCUUCUGUUUUAGUGAGGCAUGCCUUAUUGCUGACAUUGUGCAACAUUUUGUUGAUGCUAAAUUGGAAUUUGAUGCUCGUUAUGUAUAUGAAGAUGUGAAUCGAGCGAUACAGUAUGUUCAUAAUAGCGGCUUAGUUCACAGAGGAAUACUUGCUGAUCCCCCUAGAUACCUUGUAAAGAAUGAUCAGCUACUACGCUUUCUAAGGAUGCUGAAGGAUAAAGGAAAGAAACUUUUCUUGUUGACCAAUUCUCCCUUUUAUUUUGUGGAUGGAGGGAUGCGCUUUAUGUUGCAGGAUUCAUUGGGUCAGCAAGACUCCUGGAGGGAACUUUUUGAUGUUGUAAUUGCUAAAGCAAACAAGCCAGCCUUUUACAAAUCUGACCAUCCAUUUCGCUGCUAUGAUGUGGAGAAGGACACGUUGGCUUUUACGAAAGUUGAUGCUUUCUUUCCCGGUAAAAUUUACUACCAUGGAUGCCUUAAAACGUUCUUGCAGAUUACAAAGUGGAAAGGUCCAGAGGUGAUAUAUUUUGGGGAUCACCUCUUUAGUGAUCUCAGAGGGCCUUCAAAAGCAGGGUGGCGGACUGCUGCCAUCAUCCAUGAAUUGAAGAAUGAGAUCAUAAUUCAGAAUGACAAUACUUACAGAUUUGAACAGGCGAAGUUUCACAUAAUACAAGAACUUCUUGGUAGGCUUCAUGCUACAGUAACUAAUAGAGAUACAAGUGAAGCAUACAAGUCUCUCCUUAGGGAGCUCAAUGAAGAGAGACAAGAGACUCGCUACAAAAUGAAAGGAAUGUUCAAUAAAUCAUUUGGAGCUACAUUCCUCACUGAUACUGGUCAGGAGUCUGCUUUUGCUUACCACAUUCAUCAAUAUGCAGAUAUCUAUACUAGUAAGCCUGAAAACUUCUUGUACUAUCCGCCUGAGGCUUGGCUUCACGUGCCCUUUGAUAUAAAAAUCAUGCCACACCAUCUAAAGGUUCCAUCAAAUUUGUUCAGGAAUUGAUUACAACUAUCAUAUUGCCAAUGCUAAGGGAUCAUAAACCAGUGUACUACUAACUUUUAUGGAGACCUGGAUAUUCUUAGACAACCCAUGUCUGGUAGCAAUUUUGCUGAUAUUUUUAGUAGAUUCAUUAGCAUUCUAGUGUUCCUUCAGGGACAUUUGAUAAAAUUGGAACGAUACGGAGAAAAUUAGCAUUCUAGUGAUUGUAGCAUAUGCCCUUGUUCCUUAUUGUAACAUAGUUGUUUUUAUGGAGGGAAAGCAAGUCUAUGGGGCAGUAUUCAUAGUAAAUGAUUAAUAUUCAAUUGUUCUUGCAACUACCAGAAUAAAAUGUAAGAACCAGUACUUGAUACAUGUCAAAUACAUAAAGAAGCUGAUUUUAGAAUUUUGAAUCA